AUGGCGCGUAUGGUUCGAAGCGAGGUGAAGUCAGCGCAAUCGGUGAAUGUGGCCCUCGCGGUGUUACGUAUUGAGGCGCCGCACACCUGGAUGGAGAUGCAGGUGACCGACGACAAGCUUUUGCAGGACCUGCUUUUAGUUGGUCAGAGCCCCGAGGCCGUGAAGUUAAUCCCGCCUUUUGGACCCAUGACGUCCGUCGCGUUUCUGGAUCUCGGUCGUCUAGCGGAGUCCCCCGUAAUACAGCAAGUUGCUACCAAAAUGAGCGAAGAGCAAAGAAUUGAUGUUGCGGAGUGGGUGUACCAACUCAACUGUAGCGGACGUGUUCAAUUACCCAAUAACGGGAUAACUAACGGUGACGGCAAGAAGCUACGUUUCAUUACAGCUGAAUACAACUCGGUUGACCAGCAAUGCUGCUCGGUGCAAUUUCACUUUGAUCCUAAUUAA
Molecule: messenger RNA, 444 nt
Organism: Gregarina niphandrodes
Lineage: Eukaryota; Apicomplexa; Conoidasida; Eugregarinorida; Gregarinidae
Exons: 1
Coding region: 1-444 (147 amino acids)
Source: RefSeq, a predicted model, not a curated record